AUGGGCAAAGGUUUGUUUACGCGACUUGUUGGUGACCUCGAGACGAAUUAUCCUUAUUUUCAAACAACAUGGGAUGCAACAAAUCAAAGAAGUUUCAGUACGCUACAAAAAUGCACAUCAGCAAUACGUCAAUUAGCGAAGUGUUAUAACCCAUACUUGUUAGAUGAGUAUUUGAAUAUGUCAAAAAGAACUUCUCGUGAAGCUCUUGAAAACUUUUUCUACGGUGUUAUCCAAAUGUACAAGGUUGAAUAUUUACGUCGUCCAACAUCCACUGACAUUCAACUUUUGUAUGAAGCACAUGAAGCUAAACAUGGAUUCCCUGGAAUGCUUGGUAGCAUUGACUGCACACACUGGAAUUGGAGGAAUUAUCCAACGGAAUUGAUAGACCAAUACAUGAGGGGUGACCAUCAGUAUCCAUCACUGAUACUAGAAGCGGUGACACCACAAGAUUUAUGGUUUUGGCAUGCAUUCUAUGGUGUAGCUGGUUCCAACAUUGAUUUAAACGUCCUCUACCAAUCACCAUUGUUUGAUGAGAAAUAUCAUGGAACAAGACCCGAUUGUUCAUUUUAUCUUAAUGGUGAACACUACAAACAUGGUUACUAUCUUGCGGAUGGGAUAUAG
Messenger RNA from Lactuca sativa (garden lettuce), 621 nucleotides. RefSeq lists its product as uncharacterized. The record is from RefSeq and is a predicted model, not a curated record. Lineage: Eukaryota; Viridiplantae; Streptophyta; Magnoliopsida; Asterales; Asteraceae.